AUGGCUGUAUUUGGUAUACGUACAAGAUUUGAUGAGAAUGAUACAAGUAUAAAACGACUUGAAUUAUUUCCAUCUGGUCUAUCAAUGGAAGUCAACGAUUAUGUGGCUACUGAUGCAAUAUCAAUAUCACGUCGUACAAAUUUGCAAAUAUAUAUUGUUAAAGUAUUAAGUUUACUUGCUGAAGAAGCAGGAAUAAAUGAUCAGAAUCUAAAUCUUCGAGUGUUUACUAUUGCUAAUGAUGUACUUGAUGUUGAAAAAUUUCUAGCCGAAAGUCUUCAACGUAAUCCUACGUCUAAUGUACCAAGAACAACAACUUUACAGGAUAUCUCAGCACAAUUUUCAUUUAAUUUUAGUCAAUUAAUAGCACAUGAAUUAGGUGAUGAAAAUGUUAUCUCAAUAUUAACACCUAUAUAUUUGUUAAAUACAAUGUAUUUUACAGAUGCAUUUGAAUAUUUGACAAAUGAUAACGAUCCUGUAUUUGCACGAAAGAUUCAUAAUUAUCUUCGAUGGCGUCUUGUUUCGACUUAUAUUGAGGAUCUAUCAUAUAAUUAUGUUCAUGCACAUCGAUUAUAUCUUAAUGCUUAUUAUGGUUAUGCAUUACAUACAACAAAUGAAGCUUAUUGUACACGUGAAGUUGUACGUCGAUUUCCACUUGCUAUUCAACGUUUAUAUAUAAUGAAUUCAACAAGAUAUUCUAAUACUGCUACAACAAUUCAAACAAUUUUUGAUUCAUUAAAAAAUGGAUUUAAAGAAUAUAUUAAUCAAAAUGCAAAAUGGAUUGUUGAUGAUGAUACAAAAAAUAUUGCUAGAGAAAAAAUUGAUAAACUAACAGUAGCUAUUGGUUAUACAGCAAUUGCUUCAGAUGAUACAUUACUUGAUAAUUAUUAUCAAAAUUUUACUGUUAAUGAUAAUUCACAUCUUGAAAAUGCAAUAUAUUAUCAUCGUUUUCAUCGAUGGAGUUUAUCUAAUUCAAUACGAAAUCCAAAUAUGCUUGAUCAUUGGGAUUAUUUCGAAACACGAACAAGUCGACUUUUUGAAUAUAUUCCUAUUUUUAAUCGUUUAUUUAUUAUUACUAGUGGUAUGAAUGAACCACUUGUUAAUUCUGAAUGGCCAUGGCCUGUUAAUAUAGGAUCAAUUGGUGUUCUACUUGCUCAAAAACUUUUUGCUAGUAUAGAUGGUCCUGAAGGUAAAUAAUUAUAAUUAUUAUUAAUUUAUAUAUGUACUCAAGGCAAUGCCAAAAGUUCUGGCCAAGGCGUUUAUAGGAUCUUUUCGGAAUAGGGAACUUAUUGAGGUACGUCGAAUGGUAUAUAGUAAAUCCUGUUUUCAUAAGACUUUAAAGAAACUAGAGUCAAUUUACUGAUAGAUGACUAUACAUCCACAUCCAAGCAUGAUAAAUUUCUGAAUAGUGUGGUCCUUGGUAUUAGUAAAAUAUUUUUUCUCACAUACGAUUUUGUAGAGUUUUUGACGGACUAACAACCUUCUAUAUGUAGCGUCUCCGGUCAUCUUGUCAAUGUGGGUGUGUAAUCAUCUAUCAGUAAAUUAACUCUAGGUCUUUCAAAGUCCUAUGAAAACAAGAUUUACUAUAUAUACUAUUUGACGUGCCUCAAAAAGUUCUACAACAUGGUAUAUUUGGUUUUUCAUUUCUCAAUAUGUUCUCUUGUCUGAAAAGAUCUUUUAAACGCCGUGGCCAGAACUUUUAGUAUGCCCUAAGUAUAUGUAUAUACAGGGCUUAUCAAAAUUAUAGAUCCCCUUUUGUCGUUGAGAUUUUUCAAUGAAGACGAAUAGCUAGAUCAAAUCUAAAUAGUG
This is a messenger RNA of Rotaria sp. Silwood2, 1806 nucleotides long. Lineage: Eukaryota; Metazoa; Rotifera; Eurotatoria; Philodinida; Philodinidae. The record is from the annotation of a GenBank genome assembly.